GGGAAACGGGGGAGGAUCACAGGAUGGUUGUCUGUCUCUGCCAGACUGAAGUGUUUGGGGGCUGUCCGCUGGCUGAAAAGAAGUAAUGAGUUACUUUCUUAUGCUCAGCAAGUCUCACGGCGAAGGGCUGCUCUCUCGAUACCAGAGCUUACGACAAGAUGGUCGAAUGUGCGACAUCAUUCUGGAAGCUGAAGGCAAGAAGUUCCCAGCUCACCGGACCUUGUUAGCUUGCUCCAGUGACUACUUUUGGUCACUAUUCCAGGAGCACACUUUGGAGUCCAGGGCUCAGACUAUCAAUCUCCCAGCCGUGUCCUCAACUGGCCUGGAACUGGUCUUGGACUUCAUCUAUACCUCAUGGAUCUCACUGUCUCCCUCCACUUUGGAGGACAUACUGCAGGCUUCCUGCUACCUGCAGGUUACCCAUGCUUUGGAUCUCUGUACUGAGUAUAUCUCAAACAGCCUCACUCUGGAUAACUGCUGCUUUUUUGCCAGUGUGGCCGCCCGUUACAGCCUCUUUGACGCACUUGCUGUCACCAGUCAUUUUAUUGCAAAGCACAUGGCAGGACUCUUGGGUGACAAUGGAGACAGAUCUGGGCUGCUACAGCUAAACCUUGACUCUUUUCGAGAGGUAUUGGGAUCAGAUGACAUACCAGGGGUAAAGGAGACAGCACUGCUACAGCUAGCUUUGGACUGGUUGUCUUGCAACCCUUUACCUGCCUUGGAGAGUAACUCUUUACUCAGUCGUAUUCGAUUUGGCCUGGUACCUCCAGAAGAUCUGACCCAUCUGAGUUCACUUAACCCACCCCUACGCACUCCUUUCAUUCACAGCUUGGUACAGAAAGCCCUGCAUUACCAUAUGCAGGUUCCUCUCCAGCCACUAAUCCAGAGUGUCCAUACAAGUUUAAGAGCCACAACUAACUCAGUAGUCCUGGUGGGAGGAGGUGCCGAAGCAGACCGACCACAGACCCAAAUCCAGAGAUAUGAUCAAGAGAGCAGGAAGGUUCAUAUGCUUCCCUUUAACAUGGUGAAGAAACUCCAGUAUCAAGGAGUUUGUGUGGUGGGAAACUUCCUGUUUGUGCUUGGAGGAGAGGUUGUAGAGGUGGGUGGAGAGAAUGAGAAGACAGCAGUGAUGACUGUAUCUGACCAAGUGUGGCGCUAUGACCCUCGGUUUGAACACUGGGAGGAGAUGGAGCCACUCUUACAAAAAAGGGCACAAUUCUCCUGUUGUGUGGUGGAGGGCGUAAUCUAUGCCAUAGGUGGACGAGGCCAGAGAGGAGAACCCACCCUGUCCUCAGUGGAGAGAUACAACAUGAGUGCAGGGUACUGGCGUAGUGGCAUGUCCUUGCCUCAUGCUAUCCAUGGACAUGCUUGUGCCACAAUUGGCAGAGGUAUUUACAUCUCUGGUGGCAUCCAUGGCAGCCAGCCUGAGAGUAGCAAGGAAGUGUUGUUUCUUAACACCUUUGAUGAUGAUGUCUGGGUAAGAUGCUCUGCGAUGUCUAUAGCCAGAUUUGGCCAUCAGAUGGCAGCCAUAAAGGAGAAACUCUAUGCUUUCUUAGGGAUGUAUGAACCAUUUUGUGACAUCGAGUGCUACGAUCCUAAACAAAAUCAGUGGACCCGACUGAAACCUCUUCUGCAAGACUGCUUCUGCUACGGGUUGACAGUCACACCAGGUGGAUAUGCAUUGAUGUUUGGAGGUAGAAAGUGGCAAGAUGGACAGGAAGUAUGCAUUCGUGAUGUGCUGGAGUACAACCCUGAAUACGACAGCUGGAGGAAAGUGUGCAAGCUGCCACAUCCAUUAUGUGGGACUCAGUGUGCUCAGAUGAGUCUUCAAGAACUUUUAGCAACAUAGGAACCCUCCAAAAUCCCCCAAAAUUCUAUAUACACACAGAGAACUAAGAGAGUUUCCACAGCCUGAGUAGAAAAGCAGAAGAUUGUUCAAUCAGUGCCUACUUGGUAGCUUUCUAAAGGAUAAAUCUCACUGAUCUAUGCAGGGAGAAUGGAUUUUGACAUUCAGGAUGGUGAAUCAGAAGAAUUUUGGCACUGGAGGCACUGUAUUAUAAGGGAUAAGCAAAGCAUGACAGCAAUGGGAGGUCAUACUGACAGCGUGAAAAGGAUAAAGGUCCCCGGAGUUCUGGGGUUGUCAUAUUUCCAGAAAAUAACGUUGCAUGGAAAGAAAUGGACACGGAUCAAAGACUGUGUAAAUUAAGUACUUCCUGAAGCAGGUGUAUGCAGACUGGAUACUUAGU
Messenger RNA from Neoarius graeffei (lesser salmon catfish), 2246 nucleotides. Its product is annotated as kelch-like protein 34. Bases 86 to 1849 code for a protein of 587 amino acids. The record is from RefSeq and is a predicted model, not a curated record. Gene Ontology annotation, molecular function: protein binding. The transcript is spliced from 2 exons. Lineage: Eukaryota; Metazoa; Chordata; Actinopteri; Siluriformes; Ariidae.